Messenger RNA from Suhomyces tanzawaensis NRRL Y-17324, 2802 nucleotides. RefSeq lists its product as uncharacterized. The record is from RefSeq and is a predicted model, not a curated record. The transcript has a single exon. The coding region runs from base 1 to 2802 and encodes 933 amino acids. NCBI's taxonomy places the organism in Eukaryota, Fungi, Ascomycota, Pichiomycetes, Serinales, Debaryomycetaceae.
AUGACAGACGUAUCGCCAUCUACCAAGAAGGUGGACGACUUCUUAUCCAGCUUGUCGCAGCUCUCGCAGGACAGAUUGAAGGAGGAUCAACAACGGCAAAGAGACCUCCAGAGAAACAUUGACGAGUUGAGACUGAGGCUGAACAGCUCGUCUCCCGUAAAGCCCUCACAUAGUCACGUCUCUUCCUCCGAACGUGGGUCGAACUAUUCCACCAGUGUUCCCCUGUUGAAGUUCAAUCGAACUUUGAAAAGAGACCCGACUGAUCUACCACCUCCAUUACCAAGAAGACGGGACGAAGAAGCGGACGAAAAUGCGCCUCCCUUGCCCAGAAGAAGGGACGAAGAGUUUGCCCCUCCACUCCCAAGGAGAAGAGACGGCGAAGUAAAAAGAACACCGCCCCCAAAACCCGCAAAGAGCAUUCCUAAUGACGUUCGCAAUUCAGGUUCCAAAAUCAACUUCAUAGAUGAUCGCCAAUCGCUUGGUUCCCGCCUGGAAGAGACGUUCCAGAUAGAAUUGAUGAACCCUGUGGCGAGACCCCAGCAGAAAGGCUCAAGACCGUCAGAAAAGCAGAGCCAUCACCAAUCUGAAGAAGCGGAUGCUAGGCGUCCAAAGGUCUUCCUGGCUUCAGAACCGGAUGAGCCCCAGAAAUAUAGAUCCUUUGCUGAUAUGGAGAAGCACAUCAGGAGCUCGGGUCAUGAAAAGGUCGAGUCCUCAAUACAGAAUGUAUUUGCAGUCGAUAAGACAUCAAAUGAGGCAAAGUCUACGGAAUAUGUAUUCGAAAAGGGCCAAGAAGAACAAAAAGCUGUGAAACCAACAGAUCAAAGAAAACCUGAAAUUAAGAGCAAAAAGCCUACUUGGGUACCUCCAUCCACCAUGAAAAACCCUCCGUCGUCGGUUUCGCAACCAUUGUUGCCCCAAAGAGUUUAUUACUCUUCUUCAAGUAUCCAGAAGGGAGUACCCAAAAAAAGUGAACCAGAAGAGGAAAAGAAGCAGCCUCCGCCAAAGCCUGGUAAGCCGGGGAAAAGUGAUUGGUUAAGCUCACUUUCGACCAAUAGUGUUACAACAUCCCAUACCCAAGAUUCCUCCAGCAACUCGGGCAUUCAAAAACCAAAAUCAGAUUGGCUCUCUUCUACUAUGACGAACAAGGCUACUACUUCGACAAUGCAAAACCACAGCAAGACCCCACCCAGCACGAAACCAAAGUCAGACUGGUUGUCUUCAACUCUUUCAAAUUCAAAGUCUACAGUCUCACAGCAAGAAACAUCUCCAGUUCCAUUUUCUAGGGGUUCUGGAAAAGGAACUGACUGGAUGUCGUCUCUUUCAAACUCCAAAUCUUCUUUACGACAGUCUCCUUCUCACUCAAACUUUUCACCAGGUUGGUCUACACUGAAAGGUGCAAAUUCGGAAAUGAGUUCUUCGCCGCUGAUCAUGGCCGGUAAGAAGCCAACAAGUUGGAUAGACAGUGCUCUCAAAAAGAGCGACUCGCACAAGUACAUCGAGAACCCGUCAAAGCCUUCGUUCCAGAUCGUGAAGAAGGAUUCAAAGCCGGAGUUACCACCUCCAGCACAAAACAAACCUGAGCUUUUGAGUCGCUUCGAACAAUUGAAGCAUCCAUCAUCCGAAACCAGAUCUCCCGAGUUGUCGAGUCCCAAAAAGAAGGUGCUGCACGAAGCUCCAGAAUACCUUUCCCAGCUUGAAAAUCUCAAGAAGAGUAGGUCAAGCAGUCCUGUCAAGCCAAGACCUGCUGUUGGUGUGGUAAAUGAGGAUGAUGAGUUGCUAAAGAGCACGAUGUCCAAGCUUAAUUCAGGCAAAAGUGCUCCAGAAAAGCCCGGUAAACCAUCGAUCGAUAGGUAUACCAAAAAUGAAGAGGAAUUACUCAAAUCAACGAUGUCUAAAUUAGGUGUCGGCAAAAAACCUCCACCAAAGCCAGAAAAACCAUCGAUUGAAAAGUAUACCCACGAGGAAAAAGACUUACUUCAGUCGACAAUGUCCCGGUUAUCAUCUAAACAAAAGCCAGACGAGCGUAUAAAGCCUCCCACCAAGUACGAGCAACAAGACACUGAAUUGUUGAGAUCGCAGAUGAAGAAAUUAGGAUCGAAACCUGUGAAUUACCAUCAGCUUGAUAAAGCAGAUGAGACGAUUGAGGGAUUGGUUGCACUCAAGAACCUAAAGCGGAGAGAAGACGACAAGCCAGAAAAGCCUGAGAAACCAGAGAAGCCAGAAAAGCCAGAAAAGCCAACAAAGCCAGCGAAUGCAGAGCAAUCCAAGCAGUCCAAGCAGCUGGAACAAGAUCAGCCAGAAAAACCAGCGUCUAGGGAAGUAGCAGGAGAGCAAGAUAACAAGCCAUUGAAGGCCAGAGUGCCCGAAAAACCCACGAAAUUGGCUAGUCCAGACAAGCAAGCUGGAUUAACACAAUCAGGCAAGCCUGGUUCAUUCCAGGAUCAGUUAUCGUCGAUUCUCCGUGCCACCACGGUUCCCGAAAUGAAGCUGGCUGUAUUGACUCGGACCAAUACAGACCCUACACCUGCGGCCAACGCGAAAACUCCCAGGAAGGAUACCAGUGCUUCGGGUGCCCUUACCCACAUGAACAAGGGCAGGUCCAAGGGCCCCAAGAGAAGGCUCCCCAAGAGCAAACAGGCAGGAACCACUACUAAAAGUGCGGCUGCGGACGAGGCAAUUCCAGAUUACAAGAACAGCAACGCCCAAAAAAAGACGCCACCCGCCAUCAACAAGCUCAGCAAGCCCAAGGCGAUUCCCGAGCUCAAGCCCACACGCCAGUUCAGCGGUGAGUUAUUCAUCUGA